This is a messenger RNA of Linum trigynum, 2372 nucleotides long. The record is from the annotation of a GenBank genome assembly. NCBI's taxonomy places the organism in Eukaryota, Viridiplantae, Streptophyta, Magnoliopsida, Malpighiales, Linaceae.
UGACCAAUAAACAUGCUCUACGUUAAUUACAAUCUAAUACCCAUACUUCUAACAGCCGCCCUCAAAUUGAUGAAGCUGACGCAACAUCAAUUUGUGCGCCAGAAACCAAUGACGAGCCGUACCAACUGGUUUAGUCAACAGGUCUACAGUCUGUUCCUCCGAAGUUACAUACGACAAUGCCACUAUGCCUUCAGAAACCAACUGACAAAUGUAGUGCACAUGAACCUCAAUAUGUUUCGUGUGAUCGUGAAGGACAGGAUUAGUGGCAAUCCGGAUAGCACUAGUGUUGUCACCAUACAGCCGCAUAGGAGUAGGACACUCCACUCCAAGAUCCAACAACAACCGUCGAAGCCAGACAAGUUCCGAAGUGACUUCUGACAUCGAACAAUAUUCAGCUUCAGUUGACGACUUAGAUACUCGUUCCUGCUUCUUACAUCGCCACCAAAUGAAGGACUGGCGUACCUUCACACACCACCCGGAUGUAGAACGUCGAGUAUCCAAGCAACCUGCAUAGUCUGCAUCUGCAAAUGCCUCUAUAGUCAACGCACCGGAAGCGGGAAAGAAUAAUCCGACCUUCCGAAGGUUAAUUACAAUCUAAUACCCAGACUUCUAACACGAGACGCUCAUGAAUAGCUCGGCUCAUUAACCCUAAUUUGGACAUACAAAUUACAAUACAAAAAGACCUUUAGCGACGAACUUUUUGCGACGGAUACGUGAUUUGUCACGUAAGUUCAGUUUUCUGCGACAGUAAUUUUUGCGGUCGUCGAUUGUCAUUGUUUACCACAUGCAUAAUGUGAGAUAUUACAUACUAGCUUUAGAGACGAUACUUUACCUAUUGGCGACGACAUAAUUCGUCGCAUAGCAUUUGUUAAGAUUGAGCGACGAAAUGGAUUAGCCAGGCAUUGAAUUGGCCGAAUGAACCAAGUUCUGGUGCUUUUGUCGCAAAGACUCAUGGAGUAUUAUCGUUGCUGAAACUUUUGGUAAAUUGCAAGUUUGAUCAUUGCGAAUUACUAUACAAUUUCACGUUUAUCACUAAAAUUAAUUUAUUCUAUUCGUAGUCACUUAACUUUCUGUUACCCUCCGUCAAAUUUCGUUAACACCGUUAGUUUAUUGCUAACGUGGCUAACAGAAAUGUCUAGUCAUCCACUUCAAACCAAAAAAAUUCAAAACCCCACCCGCCACGUCAGAAAAACCAACCCUUUACCCAACCCAAGCCGGACCCGACCCUAUUCUCUCCUCUCGCCUCUCUUCCCUUUCGUAAACCGCCGGAUUGAGAAGCCGGUGUCAAUCUGGGUUUUGGGUUCUUGUAAUCAGCUCAUUGACUCCAAAUCGCCGCGCCUUGAGACUUUGUUUUCUUCACGGCCUUAGCUGGCCCCAGUGGUUCCCUCACCCCCGUCCCUUCCAUCCUGCAGAACACGAAAAGCUCGUUUCCUACAUCCUAAUCGGCCUCCCAGCUUCCUACGAUAAGAGAUUCAUCGAGCCAAACAAAACAAAGACGAAGUACUCCAUCGUGAUUGGUGGUUAUAACUUUGGAAGUGGCUCAUCUCGCAAGCACGCUCUGGUUGCUCUAGGAGAUGUGGGGGUGGCGCAGUCGUACGCGAGGAUCUUUUCAGGAACUCGAUUGCUACUAGAGAAGUUUAUUCACUAGAGAGUGAGGUUAGGGUUUCCGAGGAGGGCAGGGCUGGCGAUGUGAUUAGGAUUGAGAUGGGAGAGAGCCGAUUGCUCAAUCACACAACCUAAAAGGAGUUCAAGUUGCAGCCAAUUGACGAUAUCGGUCCGGCUAUUGAGGCUUCGGGACCCUUUUGCUUCCUCGCUUCCGCCCAAUUAAUCUAUAAAGAACCCAAUCGAUGCGUCAACAUUAACCUCCAGCAACAUCUUCUUCCUUUCUGCCUGGUUGGUUUGUGGCCAUUAAUUCUGGGUUUGCUCGCCGAUGCCCCACUUUCACAAGAUCUUCUUCUCUUCCGCUCCACCUUUUUCAUUUCUCCACCAGCAGAGCAACGCUACUCUCCCCUAGGUUUGUCAGAAACCGGAGUUUCUUGUUGAUGUUGGAAGAUUUGAGUUCAAGAGAAGGGCGUCUGGAUCAAAUGAAGCGGAGGUCAGAGCGCUCCGGCGGAACUGGAGGCAGCUCGACCAUGCCGAAGUCACGCCAGGAGGGAGUCGAAGCCCUUGGAGUUGGGUCACCGGUUACCAGUAAUGGGUUGGGUGUUUAUGACGUGUCAGGUCGGAUUAAUUUUUUUUUUUUUUUGUUAAAUUCGGCUAACUCAGCAUUUAUGUUAGCCACGUCAGCAAAUAAUUGACGGCGGAGAGUGACCAAACUUGAACUGUGUAACUAAUUUGAGUGACUACAAAUGAUAUAAAUUAAUUUUAGUGCA